This is a messenger RNA of Caenorhabditis auriculariae, 7699 nucleotides long. NCBI's taxonomy places the organism in Eukaryota, Metazoa, Nematoda, Chromadorea, Rhabditida, Rhabditidae. The record is from the annotation of a GenBank genome assembly.
AUGUUCUCGUUUACUGGUCGAAACUGCACGACGGAGGAGUUACUCGAAGCGGAUCAGGUAAUUUUUUUUAAAUUUUGAUCACAUUUUGGCUGACUCAAAAAUUUUUUGUGUACUGUAGAGGUAUUUGGCGGGAUAAAUAUAAAUUCGAAAACGAGACAAGAUUCGAAAAAGCUUAUUUGGGCUGAAAAUUUGGUUUUACCGUUUUUCAUUGUACUUUUGGCAAUUGGACAAGUUUUUUUUUAUUUUCUCAUUGAAAAAUGAAACUUUUUUGUUUUAAAAACAUAAAAAAUGGUUGUUUUUAACUUUUAGCUUCAAAAAUAAGAUAAAGUCAGAUUCUCAAGAGUUUUUUUGAAUAAGAAAAGCUUUAAAAUUCACGAAUUUUUUGAAUUUCUUCUUUCCCGCCAAAAUUGUUUAACGUCCUACAAUUGUUUAUUGUGAUUAUAAAACUUCGUAAAUUGUUCCAAAACAAAAAUUGAUUCAUUUUGAACAACUCGAGAAACGGUAAAAAGUCCUCAAAAAACCUUUUCAAUACGACUUAUAAUUUCACCGAACGACAUUCCGCUGUUCCGCCGCGUGCGUUCGCGAAGCGUCUUUCGAAUUUCACGCUUUCAAUUGAUUGUUAUUGCUGUGGGAGCACAUGAAACUAGAGUAACGACUUGGAAUUUCACCGAACGAAAUUCCGCUGUUCCGCUGCGUGCGUUCGCGAAGCGUCUUUCGAAUCUAGGUCACGCUUUGAAUUGAUGGUUGUUGCUGUGGGAGCACAUGAAUGUAGAGUACCUUAAUAAAAGAAAAAGAAAUUUAAAGCGCGACCGAGGUUCUCAAAGGCUAGCAGCGGGACAGCGGAAUGUCGUUUGGUGAAAUUACAAGUCGUGGCACUUAGGCUAUAAAAUUUGACUUUUCGGCCCAAUUUCCAGGCUUCGGCUCUAUUUUGCGUCCUUCAACAAGUCCUUCAAAUCGGGUUUUGUUUCGCCUCGCCGACGGUUUUAUUUUUUUCCUGGAGGAGCUACCGAUUGGUCUAUUUGAGCCCUAAUUUGAAAGUUAGUUCUUUUUUUUUUGAAGUUUGAUCUCCAAGGCGUUCACUUGAAGAAUUAUUUUCAAAAAAAUUUCAGACCCUCACAAAUUUCUACGUCGGCGCUCUGAUGGCCUAUUGUGUUUCUUUUAAUUUGAUCGAGGUUUUCCCAAAAAAUAAGAAUUCUAACAAAACUGUCCGCAUUUUACAGAUUUAUCACGUCAUCGCCAGGUUUUUCAUGUCCGGGUGCAACUUGAUGGUCCCUGUUAGCACGUGUAUUUUAUUCCGAAUCGUACAGUCUUGGGCUUCCGUUGGUUAGUUGGAAAUGUGAAGUGGCCGAGUGGCUAAGCGCUUUGGAUGUGGAUAAAAGGGUCUUGGGUUCGGAUCCUCUUGGUGGUUUUUUGAAAGUUUUUUGAGUUAAAUUGCACCUCAAGACUUGUUAAGGCAUUUUUUGUUCACGCAAACAUUUUUUAAAAGUAAAAAAAUCACAAUACAAAGGGGAAAGAACAUAGUAAAAUGUCCAAAAAGCGUAACUCUCACCUUUUUUUGUAUUUUUCAUCCAAAACUUCAUUUUUAUUUCAAUAUUUUUCCCAAUACCUACGUGUUAAAUGAAAAUGGAAUCCACAAAUUCAGACUACAUUCCCACUUUUUUUCGGAUUUGGGACUUUGAACCCAAUAAUUUAUGACGAUAAUCGGCUGCGUCGAGCCUAAUUGUUUGUCGGAAAAGCUUUUCAGAUGUUCGAAAUAAUUUUAAGGAAAGUUGGAAUGAGAAUGCUUCGAGAAACUGAUGAAAAAAGCAGAAAUUAUAGAAAAAAAUGGCAAAAAUCAAAAUAAUUUAGUGAGAAUCGAACCACUGACCUCUCCAGCUAGAAAAAAUCAUUUUUUAAAAGAGUUUAUAACUAAAAAACAGAUUAUAUCCAGCAGGAUGGAUGUUGAAAAGUCAAAAUAAGAUUCUCAAAAAAUGGCAAAAAUCAAAUUCCUUCGAAGGGAUCCGAACCCAUGACCCUCCGCUACAUGAAAAACCAUUUUAUUAUAAGUUUUGAUUAUUGUUUAACUAUAGAACAGGUUAUUCCCAGUAGGAUUCGUGUUGAAAAGACAAAAUUAGAUUCUUGAAAAAUGGCAAAAGUCAAAUUUCUUCGAUGGGGAUCGAACCCAUGACCUCUCCCGCUUGAAAAAACCACUUUUUAGUCAUUUUUAAAUGAUUUUUUAACCACGAAAUGGGAUUUUACCGACAGGAUUUAUUUAUGAAAGUCAAAAUUUGACCUUCUAAAAAUGGCAAAAAUCAAAUGUCUUCGAUGGGGAUCGAACCCUUGACCUCUUUCACUAUAGUUAAACUCUUCCACCACUCAACUAACUUCAAUCUUCCAUCAAAAAUAGUAUUUUUACAGCUUUAUCACUGUUCUACGUGGCCGUUCCAGUGGAUAUGCUGCUGGCGCACAAUAUUUCCUUUUGUAGAUCUUCGAAAUGGCCUGCGAGGAUUAUCGGGAUCGCAUUUGUAGGAUAAAUUGGAUUUUCUUACCGAAAAAUAUUUAUUCCAGUACUGUGCCUCUGCGAACUUUGUAUACAAAGGUUUAUUAUUAGACUUGAAAUCGACUGAACAUUUGGCCAAUUGCGCGUCUUUCAAGAAUAAAGAGAAGAAAGAUAUUUUCGGCAUCAUGUUUGUGAGUUUGAGACGACCCUGGUCGCAUUUGGAAUGGCUCAAAGUUGCGAUUUUCUUCAAAAAAUACAAGGAAGUUGUGGAUUUUGUGGUUGGGAAUUUUCUUACUAGGAAACAUUUUUAAGCCCUUGGUGAAAAUUUUCGGAAUUGUAUUUUUGGACCUUCUCAUUCCAGAAGAAGAAAAAAAAAUAGGCCUGGUUUCAAAAAAAGCUUCAAAAGCUGGAAAUAGCGCUUUUUUGUCAUAAUUUGCUUAUUUUGCACACUUUGAACAACUUGUCAAAAACUCUAAAAAUAUUUUUUUUUCGUUCAAACAUUUUUACUAGCAGAAUUUAUGUUGAAAAGUCAAAAUUUGGAUUUUUAAAAAUGGCAAAAAAAUCAAGUUCCUUUGAUGGGAUCGAACCCAUGUCCUUUCCAGCUUGAAAAAACCCUUUUUUUAAAUUUUUUUGAUAUGAUUGAAGACCUAUGAAGAUUUUUUUCCAGCAGAGUUUUUGUUGAAAGGUUAAAAAAAGUGGAAUUUUUUUUUUCUUUUAUGGAAUCUGGAGGCCCAAAAAAACACUUUAGAAAAAGUUUCAUCAAAAUUUCUGGAGCUGAAAAAAAGUUCUCUAGUUCGACUUUCGAAGCUGAGAAUUUCUUAAAAAUCUUUCAGACCACUCCUUGAUGGACCAGUUGAAGAUCCUAAAAGUCUGAAUUUUCAGAAAUUCCUAGUUUUCAAAAAAAGACACCCCGAAGUCCCAAAAAACUAUUAAAAAUUCAAAAAUUGGCUAUUUUGAGCUUCGAGCACUUGUUUCUUCAAAAUUAAGAAGUUUUGUAGGUUGAGAACUUCAGAAUAUUCAUCUAGUACGUCGAGAAAUCCUUUGGUUAUGAAAUUUACAAAGUGAAAUUACCUUCCUUGUGAAAAGAAAUCCCUGAGCCACUCCCAGUGCGACCAAUUUUUUCCAAGGAAAAUUGAAAAAUCGAGAAAUUUCCAGGGUUUCCUAGGAUUAGACGUGGUCGCGAUCAUCUCAUUUGUCAUUGCCAGGGCGUACAUUGGAGUCUCGAAGGCUCAUCGGAGGUGACUUUUUUUUUUCAUUUCAAAGUUUUUUCAAAUUGGGCCAGGGAAAAUUUUCACGCCUCCUUUUAGAGCUUUCAAUUGUGAUUGAAACGUUCUAGUAAGAAUUUCCCAAAAGAUGCUAAUUUUAAGAAAAGAAAAAAAAAUGGAGUUACAGCGCAAAGUUGCUCCAUGGACAAAACUUGGCCAUUUUUCAAUUCUUUCUCGAAACUUGGUAACGCGCCUCAAGCAUGUCAGAGUGGUUCUAGGGACCACUUUAGUAGCCUCAGAACCCUUAAGUGACCCCUAGAACUGCUCAGAAACGUCCGUAGCGCAUCCGGUUUUCAUUCCCAUACUUCCGAAUUUUUUUUUUCUCAAAGAUUUUUUCUCUUUUAAAAUUUUUCAUUAUGAGAACUUUCUAUAGGUAGAAAUCUGAAUAACUGGCCAGAAUAUUUUUCUCAGGGAAAAAUAGAUUACGGUAAGCAACUUUCUGUACACCGUUUUCUCAUUUUCUUGGCGCCAAGUUAAUAUUGAGUUUUUCUCAAAAAACAGGGAAUUUCGUGCAUUUUCAAGGGAAAAUCAGAAGAAUAUGAAGCUUUAAAUUCUGAAAUUCACUUUCAAAACCGUUUUUUCGGUGGCGUUUUUGUAGGAAAAGUGCUAGGAUAAUGAAAGUUUGGCUCUGGGGGUUGUUUUGUACUCUAAAUUGAAUGACACUCACAGAUUUUGACAUUUUCCCAGAAAGUCUCAAAUCGAGGGGGUCAUAUCUAGAGACCUCAAAGCCACGCCCCUUUUUGCGAUGGUGAAAUGACUGGUUUUUUAUUUUUUGUGUUUGAUGUUUUCGUAAAAACACAUACUGAACCAAACAUAGAGAAAAUUAGUGGAAACAUAGAGAAAACCUUCCUCUUCCAUCUGAUAUACUUUUCACCCGAUUCUCGAAGCGUUUUAGCGGAGUGUCGUACAAAAAACCAAAACUACUUUUUUUCUUCGGGUUUUUAACCUAGUUCCAUGUCGUUGGCGCCUUUUUUUAUUUUCGAAUUCGAUUUUUUUAAGUGAAAAAAACAAAUAUUUUUAAGACAAAAAAAUUAAAAUUUUUUUACGGUGCCUAAUCUUCGUGAGGCCGCGCAAAGUUGAAAUUUUUGUACUCGGUUUCGAGAGCAUAAGUAAAAGAAUUUUCAUUUUAACUCAUUGAUUAAAGUUUAACUAAAACUUUAUUAGUAUAAAAACUUAUUGUGAAAAAAAUAGACAGUGAAAAUUUCGAAAUUCCUUUUUAACAUGGUCAUAUUGAACGCAGUGUAUGCUCUUAUGAACAAGAUCAAAAGUUUAAAAUUCCAAUUUCUUUCUCCAGAAAACGUGAAAAAUAUUCCAGUAGUCGGUACGAUCUGAACAAGACGAUCGAGAAACGGGAAAUCGUGAGGGCGAUCCAUUUGCUGCUUCCCAACGUGUGCCUCCACGUCGCCUGCUACGUCUGGUACGCGGUCGCCUCCAUCAUCGUCUUCGACAACUACGCCUCCUUCGGAAAUCCCCAGAUCGGCUAUCUGCUCACCAAUGUAAGACUUUACACUGCUGGCAAAUCUAUUGAACUGUAAAAAUUGGCCUAUUCCAAGAAAAAAUCGAGAAACUUCUCACUAUUCCUUCUAGAACACUCUCUCCCCACAAAGAAGGUAUCUCACUUCGCGAUCCGAAAUUUUUUAAAUUUUGCCUAGUGAACUCCUUGGUGCACUUACUAAACAUUCUGAAAGUCUCAACUUACAAAACUUCAUAGUUUUCGAGAAAUAAGGCUCAAAAUAGUUCAUUUUGACGGAUUUGAUGGUUUUCUUUGACUUCGAAACGUCUUUUCUCAAAGACCUUGAAGUUUUGCAGAUUGAGAUUUUCCGGACCUUUAUCUAGUACAUCCCGGAGUGUUCUGGCCAAUUUUCAGCGCAACCAGAAUAUUGAAAUGACCUCUCUUUUAAGCUGAAAAUUGCUUUUUUAUGUUCCAUGCAUCAAAAUUUUCCCAUUCUUCACACUAUUAAUAAGGAGAAAGUCUGAAAAAAAUUGGAAUUUCUUAGAAUUUUUUUGGGUUAGUUCAAUUUUUUUCUGAACUUCGAGUCUAUUCUACAAGUUAUUCCAUCGGAAAAAUUCACCUAACUGAGUUUUUUUCAACUGACAGACCGCGAUCUGAUUUCAAAUUUAUCCAUUGUAAAUGAUCAAAAUCGAUAAUAUUAUUAAUUUGAAACCUUUAACCUUCAAAAUACCUUUGAAAAAAACCUCCGCAGAAAAAAAGGUGUUUCGAAACUUGACUUUUUUGGCUUCAAAAAAAGUUUUUUCAUCAAUUUUUUAACGAAUACCAUUGAACCUUCUUAAUUGCAAACGUUCAAAAAUGAAAAAGUGCGUUUUCCUGAUUUUUACCAUAGGCAGUCACAGUCAAAGUCCAAACGACCUUAAAAAGGCUUUAUAAAGAAAAUGCUAAAGCUCCUUUUUGAGUUCCUAAGGUCUCAAGAGUUUCUCGGAAUCUCCUUUUUUCCAUCUUCUUUUCCGCCUUAUUUUUUUAGAACUCCUUAGAAGGUCCUUUUCAGAAAAAGCUUUAGAAAAAAGGCGCUUUUGAGGUCGCUUAAAGGCCUUUUUUCCAAAAGUCCUUUUUGAGUUUUGGGCUUUGCCCGUGAUAGUUCGAUACCGCUUUGAAAAUUCUUUUUUUUACCAUUCAUCCGAUUUUUCUCUGAAAAUAGUAAGGAUUCUUGAUUUUUUGAUUGAUUGAUUAAACUACAGGAGCCUCCGAAGUAAUCCGAAAGCCUAUAAAUAUAUAUAAUCAAAAACGAGGAAGUUUUGCAGAUUGAGAUUUUCCGGACCUUUAUCUAGUACAUCCCGGAGUGUUCUGGCCAAUUUUCAGCGCGACCAGAAUAUUGAAAUGACCUCUCUUUUAAGCUGAAAUUGCUUAAAGCUUCAUAUUUUCCAUUGGAUCAAGUUUUUCCGAUUUUCCAACUCUAUCAGUGAGAAAAAAGUCGGGCGAAGCUUGAAAGAUUGAUCUUUUUCCAGCUAGUUUUUUUAAUAUGUUUUUCCAUCGACAAAUUUACCUACAGAUCCUUCGAAAAAGUUCCGAAAGUUUUUGUCUCCACAAGUUCCUUGUAUGGGGCUCAAUCCUUCUGAAACUUUCCAAGUCGCGUUUUUUUUUUAAUUUUCUAUGAACUGAACUUCCAUCAGAAUGUUACGGAUAACAAUCAACUCUAGAAGGCUCCAGAAAGAUUAAACUAUAUACGAAAGAGUGUAUUUUCGUUCCUGGAGGAACUGUACAAAUAUCAUUUGCAGUCCCUCACCUUCUACAUGAUGUCUUCCCCGUGUGUCUGGGCCUAUGUCCUCCAUCGACAGAAACGAAAAGAUCUCGUCACGAAAACUUCCGAGAACAAAACGCUGUACUUCAAAGCGCUCGCCGACCAGUGGGAAAGGUCCAAAAAAGGCCCUUUUCCUCAUUCUUCUUGCUUCAAGUCAGUUACUUUUUUCGAAUUUUUAAGUUCUUUAAGAUGUCCUGUCACUUUUUCUUGAAUUAAAAAAAGAAGUUUCUGUUUGAAAAAUAAAAAAAAAAUAGAAAAAAAUCUCUUCUGAAAGCAAAGGUUCUGAGAAGAUUUACAGACUUGUAUAAUUCAUUCUCAUGUUACUCACUUAUUGCUCAUCUUAAGAACCUUAAGUAAAAUCUUAGAAGCCCCUCUUUUGCUGUGUAUGAACCCUUUUUCAACACCUCAGAUUACCUAUUUAUUGCUCAUCUUAUGGAAAUUCGAAGCUUCGGAGCUUUUACAUUGUUAAGACUCCCAAAAUCUCAUAAUAUAAGCUUUUUCUCAUCUUAUAAGCUGUUACGAAACUAUUUCUCAUGAUGGAUUGUGAAGCUUAAAAAUCUCACUCAUUCUCACUCAUAUUACCAACUUAUUGCUCACGUUACAGCUCCAAGAUCCACCCGAACGGCGUCCACCGUCCAUCCAUCAGUCCGCAAAACUCAUCUUCCAGAAGCAGACAAAACAACGAUUCCUUUCAAAUAUGA